Messenger RNA from Malaya genurostris, 1822 nucleotides. Its product is annotated as BTB/POZ domain-containing protein 3-like. Gene Ontology annotation, biological process: neurogenesis. NCBI's taxonomy places the organism in Eukaryota, Metazoa, Arthropoda, Insecta, Diptera, Culicidae. The record is from RefSeq and is a predicted model, not a curated record. The transcript has 2 exons. Bases 672 to 1799 code for a protein of 375 amino acids. Gene Ontology annotation, molecular function: protein binding. Gene Ontology annotation, cellular component: cytosol.
AAUUUGAAUUCAAAAAUAGUAUUAUUCGAUUCAAACAUUGUUUUGAAGUGGACUUAAACACUCAAUAUAUUAGAACCCAAUGUGUUCUAUUUCUCUGCGAGCAAACUUUUUCAAACCCGCUAAGUUUUGUUUGGGCUCAAUCAAAGUUUCAAGUGAUUUGCAUCUUGCUGUCAAUUGAAUAUCCCAGCAAGCCGUUUCUGUUUUAUUUAUUUAAAGGAAGCAUAGCUGCCAACCGUCUGCAAUACUGCAGACUUUUAUUGAGGUUUCAAUCUAAAAUGUAUUGAAACAAACCACAGUAAUAUUUAUGAGAGUAUGAGUUUUUUUCUAUUGAGAUUAACUGUUAACUCAGCACAACUGAGAUGAGUUGGAUGUGCCCUUUGCUGCAUUCGUAUGUGCUGCGACCAGAAACCAUCCGUUUAUUUAUAUGCUAAGUAAAGAAACUUGAUUCGCUGAUGUUGCACAAUCGGUGCAGAAGAGCGAUUAGAUUUUUUAAAGACAGCCAAACCUAACGCAGUCAAGAAUUAUUCCGCGAACAUACCGCAUCGUGUUUUUAUUUAGUCUUCAGAAACCGAAAAAGUUUCAGAUAUAGCUUUUUGAUUGAGCUAGUUCGACACAGCAAUAAAAUAUUUUACAAUCUUGUGGCUAAAUACUGUUAGUAUAUCCGCACAAUAAUGGAAAGUGGUGAAACAUCAGGUGAAAAAGUAGAAAUAACUGAUCCGAUCCCGAGUCCGGUGCAGAUAAAAACGGAAACCGAACGUGGAGAGUUCCUUCUCAACAACCAGUUCAUGUCGGAUGUAACUUUUCUGGUGGGACCGGACAAGCACCGAAUAUACGGUCACAAACUGAUCCUGUUUAGAGCAUCGAAUUACUUCUUUCAACUAUUCACAAACUCUACCGUCAACGAGUUCCCAAUUGAAGACAGCGAUCCGAACAUUUUGCUGGAGUUACUACGGUUUGUCUAUUGCGGAAAGAUUGACCUAAGCUCCGAAAAUGUGCGCGAAAUUUACAACGAAUCGAAAAAAUUUUCGUUGGAUAAAAUAUUGAAAGCGGUGGAAAACUUUCUCAAUCAGAUCAUUGACUCGAAAAAUGUACUCUGCAAACUGAUGGAUAAUCGAUUCUAUAAAUUUAAAUCAAUCGAACGAAAGUGCUUGAAAAUAAUUUGUGACGAUCCUUUCUCUUACAUCGAUCAGGCAGACUUUAAACGAUUGGACCGCGAAUCACUUAGAUUAAUUCUAGCUCCAAAGACAAUCUACUGUACAAACGAUCAAUUGCUACAAAUCUUGGAUACGUGGCAAAAAACGAACUACGAGGAAAAUAUCUCAGAUUUAAAAUUAGAUAUCAGUUCAAAUUCAAUUAUUACGUGGAAAAAACUUCCGUUUUUCGGGACGCCCUCUGAUGAUUCCAUGAUCGUUCGAUCGCAAGGUUUUGUAAUCAAAAAUGAACUAGGUGUCAAAUUCACCGGAUUAGGAAUGUAUUACAAAUCAUUAGAGUACAUACAUAGAGUACAGGUUAAUAUUUAUGAUUCCUCCAGUAAUGCUUUUAUUGUGAAAGGUGAAUACACUUUUAGAAAUGAUAACGUCAACAUAAUGCAAAUAGCUGAUAUAUUUUUCAAACCGAUUGACAUUAAACCAGAUUAUAUAUAUACAAUAUAUAUUGAAAAUAAAACAAAAGUAGAGCCGUUCUGCCUAGGUUCAUGUCGACCAGGUCCCAAUGACAUCAAUCUAGAAAUUUGGAAUGAUAAUAAAGGGCGUUAUCCACCGAUCGCCUAUUUAUACUACAAGGCAAAUACAGUAUCAUAACAAAUCUUGUAAUUAAAACACAA